CUUAAUUAGAGAGACAUUUGAAAGCAAUAAUUUCUUAUUACUGCUCACCAAUGUGGUGGCCUUUCAUCCAUCUUGCUAUCCUUCUGAUGCCUUAUCCUUCUUCUUCUUCCUCCAUAAAUAAAGGAAAUGGAGAAGCAAUGGCUCUCUUGGGCUGGAAAGCCACCUUGGAAAACCAAAGCCAAUCUCUCUUGUCCUCGUGGCACGGAACCAAUCAUUGCAUUUGGCUCGGAAUUGGCUGCAACAAGGCCAGUCGUGUCACCCACGUAAAUCUUACGGGCUUUGGUUUGAGAGGUACGCUUUCCAAUUUUAGCUUCUCAUCCUUUCCUUUCCUUCUCCACAUUGAUCUCAAUAACAAUUCAUUCUAUGGUUCUAUUCCUCCACAAAUUGGCAAUCUUUCGAGACUCGCCUCUUUGAACUUGUCUACAAAUCACUUUUCAGGAACAAUUCCACCAGAAACAAGGUAUAUCCCUUGCCUUAGUGAACUCAUCUUAUAUUCCAACUUCUUGUCUGGACCCAUCCCUCGAGAAAUUGGGAUGUUUAAAUCCCUCUCCACACUUUCCCUAGGAUGGAACAAUUUUAGUGGGCCUAUCCCUGCUUAUAUAGGGAACUUGAGCAACCUCAAAAUUUUGAAUCUUAGCACAAAUGAACUUUCUGGUGCCAUUCCUCAAGAAAUUGGGAUGUUAAAGUCUCUCAAUGGCCUUGUGCUCUCAAGCAACAACCUCAUUGGUUCAAUCCCAACUUCAAUAGGGAAUUUAACCAGUCUAACCGCUCUAUACCUUCAUCUAAACAAACUUUUAGGAUCAAUUCCUCAAGAAAUUGGGAUGUUAAAGUCUCUCAAUGACCUUCAACUCGCAAGCAACAAUCUGUCAGGAUGUAUCCCCUCCACCAUUGGUAGCUUAAAUAACCUCAAAAUGUUAUCCUUGCAUUCAAAUCAAUUAUCUGGUGCCAUACCUCCCGAAUUGGAUAAGCUUACACAUUUGCAAUAUUUUUGGGUUUUCCAUAACAAGCUCACCGGUUAUCUACCCCAAAAUCUAUGCCAUGAUGGAUCAUUGAUAGCCUUAUCUGCAUCAGGGAACAACUUAAUAGGUCAUGUCCCAAAAAGCGUGAGAAAUUGCAAGUACUUGCAACGAGUUAGACUUGAGAACAACCAACUCCAAGGAAAUAUACAAGAAGAUUUUGGCAUACUCCCUAACUUGGUUUACAUGGAUUUAAGUUAUAAUCAUUUCACAGGCCAGCUUUCUAAAAAUUGGGGAAAGUGCAAGAAUUUGACUUCUCUAAAGAUCUCCAAUAACAAAAUCAGUGGAAAAAUACCAUUUGAGCUGGGCGGGGCAACCCAAUUGCAAUAUCUUGACCUCUCUUCAAAUCAUCUAGUAGGAGGUAUCCCGAAGAAUUUCGAAAACUUGGGAAAAUUGUAUAACCUUAAUUUGAGUGGUAACAAGCUCUCAGGCUACAUUCCAACUGAGGUAAGAAGGUUUUCUGAAUUGAAAUACCUUGAUUUGGCAGCGAACAAUCUUGAUUGACCAAUUCCAAGGGA
Diospyros lotus (date-plum) is the source of this 1534-nucleotide messenger RNA. Its product is annotated as MDIS1-interacting receptor like kinase 2-like. The transcript has a single exon. The record is from RefSeq and is a predicted model, not a curated record. Bases 51 to 1520 code for a protein of 489 amino acids. Lineage: Eukaryota; Viridiplantae; Streptophyta; Magnoliopsida; Ericales; Ebenaceae. Gene Ontology annotation, molecular function: protein binding.